UUCAGAUCGCCAACAUCUAAUUAAUAAUGUCACUCAUUUCAAAGACUAAAGAAGAAAAAAGAACCCAAAACUUUCUGCUGCGAAAGAAAAAGAUGGACAUCAAUUCAAGAAUCACUAUCCCAGAGGUGCUUCUUAGCUCUAGCAGCCCGAGAAUGAAACUGCUGGGAAUGGGCACAGCAACUUUCCCGCGAGUGCCAUCGAAAGAAACCAAAGAAGCAAUUCUUGAAGCAAUUAAGAUUGGUUACAGACAUUUUGAUACAGCCUCACUUUACCAAACAGAAGAGCCACUUGGUCAAGCCAUAGCUGAAGCACUGUCUAUUGGCCUAAUUAAAUCAAGAAAGGAACUCUUUAUCACAUCAAAGCUUUGGUCCAGUGAUGCUCAUAGUCAUCUGUUUCUUACUGCCCUUCAAAAAAGUCUCUGGGCUCUUCAAUUGGAUUAUAUUGAUCUUUAUCUCAUUCAUUUGCCUGUAAGUUGUAAACCGGGGAUCUAUGAGUUUCCAGUACAGAGAGAAGAUUUUUUGCCUAUGGAUUUUAAAGGGGUAUGGACAGCAAUGGAGGAGUGUCAAAAACUGGGGUUUACCAAAUCAAUUGGCUGGGAAAGCUGUUGGGAUGGUGAAAAGGUAGAGAUAAACCCACUAUGGCAACAAAAGUUAAUGGAGUUCUGUAAGGGCAACGGAAUCACGUUGACUGCUUAUGCAGCUGUAGGAGCCGGAGGAACCAUUUGGGGUAGCAACAGAGUUAUGGAGAAUGAAGUGCUCAACAAGAUUGCAAAGGCCAAAGGAGUAACUGUUGCUCAGGUACUCUUUGCUUCUUGUUAUUUCUUUCAAUUGCUUGUUUUUUUUUUUUUUUUGACAUUUCUUUCAAUUGCUUGUUGUUACUCGUUAAACUAUAAUAUUGUAUUCUAAUUGGCCCGUAGGAUAGGAAUUUGAAUAAUUUGUAUGCAAUUCUUAUUUAAUUUAAUUAAUAGACCUCAUUUAUUCAAUAAAUUUAAAAUGGAAAGCUGAAAUACAACAAGGGCCAAGUUUCAAAAAUAAAAUUGUAAAUCCUGAAUUUGUAGUGUACUCCAAUCCUUGCAAGAAACCUAGAAUGGCUGCAACCAAUGCAUUUCACAAAAUUUUCAGUUAUGCCUUAGAUGU
Molecule: messenger RNA, 1136 nt
Organism: Jatropha curcas
Lineage: Eukaryota; Viridiplantae; Streptophyta; Magnoliopsida; Malpighiales; Euphorbiaceae
Source: RefSeq, a predicted model, not a curated record